Molecule: messenger RNA, 3300 nt
Organism: Leptidea sinapis
Lineage: Eukaryota; Metazoa; Arthropoda; Insecta; Lepidoptera; Pieridae
Product: chromatin modification-related protein MEAF6-like
Exons: 4
Coding region: 287-1102 (271 amino acids)
Cellular component (GO): NuA4 histone acetyltransferase complex
Source: RefSeq, a predicted model, not a curated record
GGUAGUCUUGUUAAGUUGUUUUAGUACCACAUUUUUUGUAGGGAGUUGGCGUUUUUCUCGUUAGAGUAAUAGAUUGUGUCAGUAGUCAGUUACAACUUACAAACAUUUGCAACUUUAUUGAUUACAAUUUACAACAAGUACAACCUGGUGUAAUGUGGUUAGGCUAUAACUCACAUACCUGCCUAUUGCGUAUUUUGAUAAAUAUUAUUGAUGUUGAGACUUGAGAUUCGCUCAAGUCAUAUGUAGAUUUUUAAGAAAAAUAUCUUAAAAGACAUCGAAAUUCGAAAUGGUUGUUUCACCACAAAGCCCCGCUAGUGAAACCCAAAGUCUACCUUCAAAAACGAACAGUAUAGCUACAAAGCCAUCGCAGUCUGUAGCUGAUACCAGAGCUGAAUUAGCCGAAUUAGUAAAAAGGAAAACUGAAGUAGCUGAAACGUUGGCAAAUUUAGAAAGACAAAUUUAUGCCUUUGAGGGAUCUUACUUAGAAGACACCCAGCUGUAUGGAAACAUUAUAAGAGGGUGGGACAGAUAUCUUACUACAAAUAAAAGUACAAACUCCAAAGCAGACAAGCGUAAUAGAAAAUUUAAAGAAGCCGAGAGAUUGUUUUCUAAAUCUUCUAUCACUUCUAUGGCUGCUGUUAGUGGCUUAGUAGAGACUGGGGAGACAAAAAAUGAAAGAAACAGUGAAAUUGAAUCACAAACUAAUGAAGACUCUUCAGACACCCAAAUAAGUACUGGUGUGAGCAUUGGCUCCUUGAAUCAUACCACUAUACAUGGAUCCACUGAAAGCCUAGCAUCAAAGCCAUCUGGGAAACAGCAAACUAAUGGCAAUGUAGAUAAAUUAGAUAGAUUGAUUUCAAAACAAAAUUCUUCACAAAAACUUACUUCUAAUGUAUUGCAAAAGUCAUUCUCUAGUGACACUAAAAUAAUUUCUGGAAUUGGUGUUGAUAGCCGACCAGGAACUCCAAAGGAUAAAGAUAUCAAUUUGAGUAUGUUAAACAAAGGAGACACAACACCAAAUUCUUUAAAACAUAAAUUAUCUAACAGCAGUAGUAAUAGUAAUGUUAAGAAAAACAAUAACAAAAAAGCAAAACUUCGCUAAAAUAAGAAGGUUGGAAAUUAUAAACAGUAAACAAAUAAAAAACCAUUUCUAAAUUCCAAAUAUAUAAUUGAUAUAAAAUUAAGAUUAUUCUUUUUAAAGAUUUUAAUCACUUCUUCUGUUUAUAGACCUCAAUAUAGACUGCUUAAAUCUGGAUUCUGCAAAAACAAGAGUGUUAAAAAUUAUUAUUAAUUCCUGAAGAAGACAAAUCUUGUGAAUUUGCACACAAUUAUUAGUUUAAACAAAUAUUUUCUGUACUUGAUUCAGAGUGUUUCUGUACAUUCUUUAUUAUAUUAUAAGUUUAGUAAAAGUGUAUAUUUUUAUCUAAACAUACUUGUUUAUAAAAUUUAUCUUACAAUAGAAAAACUUAGAAAUCAACCCUUUUCAUAUGAAAAUUUGCAAUAGCAUAAUAUAUGACAAUUUUAAAAAUAGUUUCAAUUUACUACUUUCACUGUUAUUACUAAAAUUGAGUUGUACAUGGUCAAGGAGGUGGGAGGCUCCUUUGCACAGGAUUUGUGUACCUCAAUGGCACCUAUUUCUGAUGUGAUACAUUGUAAUGGGCAGGGUGUUACAACAACUACCAGGUGAAUGUCCUGCCUGUUUUUACAUGUUAGUGACCCUGACUACUAAGCUAGGGAUCCCAGGUAAAUGCAAACAUAUAAAUGAUGACUUGAUGUUUAUGUGUAUUUAUAUGGGUAUAUGUAUAUUGCAUUAAAAUAUAUUGUUGUUGUGCAACUAUGGUACAGGCUAUACCUAGUAUGAGGCGUCAUAAUGUGUGUUACUGUGUAGCAAUUACGAAAACAGUUAACAGAUAUAAAACAUGGCAGUAUUUCUGACCCUUUAAAAUAGUGCAUCUAAAACUAUUCCUAAGAAGGCAGGGAUAACAAACUGUACCUGGUCUUGGAUUCAUUCAGUUAGGAGAGUAUGAUUGGAUCCUGGUUGGACACCAUUUUAAAAACGGAUGUAACAAGGAUUUAAAUAUUAUAAAGUCGUGCAGACAUCAAAUGUCAGUCGUCAUGCAAAGGGGAGUCGGUUAGUUUUAAAUAUUGCCUUUUUGUUGGAUGGUAUCCUGUGGUGGUUUUUUAAUUUUCCUUAUAUAUUCAUUAUUUUAACGACUAUUUUUGACUCUUCUUAUAUAAAAUGUGUAUGUGCUAGUGCCUUUCUUAUUUUAUUUUUAAUUUGUGGGAGUCGUAAAUAUUUAUGUCUAGUAAAUUAAAGACAGGAUGAAGAAAUGAUUGAAUACCUAACAAGACAUCUAAAAUAUGUUCACUUCAAUUUAAAAAUGAAGGUUCCAUUUAGCCAAGAAGAAAUUCACAAUGCUAUUAGAUAGAUGCUAUAGAGCACAGUACAAAAUUAUUGUACCAAGAGCAUCAAUUUUGUUCAUUGACAUACUUAGACUGGUCUUAAAUAACAAAAUAUUAGAUUUUAAUUUCGAAUCUGUCAUUUUUGUAUGAUUUUUCAUUGAGUUUUCUCAUUUUGGCGCCAAUACAUUAUACAAUAUUUUUUGAUAUUAAAAUGGAGUGUGGUGAUAAAGAGAACCCAAUCGCUUGCAUUACACAAAGUAGGUAUGGAGCCAAAUGCAACUCUCCAUACGCUUGGUAUUAGUAAAAUGUUUAUGUGUUUCGGGCUAUUAAUACGUACAAUGAGACCUCUGUUUGUGACGGAAAAAGAUUUGGCCGUCCACGUAGUGUACGUACGAAAAAGUUGGUCAAAGCAGUAAGGGAAAUAAUUCGAAAAAAUCCUGUCCGAAAGCAAAAGAUUUUAUGUUGGGAGAUGGAGAUAGAACCGUGUCGCAUAUUUUAAAAGAUGACUAAGGACUUGCAGCCUAUUUCUAAUCUGAUAAUUUAAAACAGAAUAGUAUUGUAAAAUCGAAACAACUAGCUACUGAAGCGGUCCGCAAAGAGAGGUCACAGAAAAAUUUUGUUCACGGAUGAGAAGUUUUUUAAAAUUGAACAACAUAUUAAAAAACAAAAGGACCUAAUGCUCAAAGCUCUAAGGAAGCUUCCCAAUUAGUCGACAGAGUGCAAUACAAUACAAAUUAUUGCAUUAGCUGCAGAAUUAUUGUAAUUCAAAAAACACUCGAAACUCACACUUUUAAGUAAAUAUAUUCGAAAAUGUUAUUGCUAAUGUAAUUGUAAGUAACUGUAUUUUUUAUACAAGUUUUUUGUUUAAAAAAUUACAUUUUUUAAUAAUUUAAUUAA